Molecule: messenger RNA, 426 nt
Organism: Symbiodinium natans
Lineage: Eukaryota; Dinophyceae; Suessiales; Symbiodiniaceae
Source: the annotation of a GenBank genome assembly
AUGGCGCCGUUUCCUGAGCUCUUGAGUGCGCUUGCGUGGAAGGCGGUGGAGAAGGUGAUCGAUGCGCAUGCGAAACACAUGAUCGACAACAAGUGGGUGGAGGUGAAGCGCCACGAUGGGGUCGCCGCCUCCGCGGGCCUCACCAGCUCCAUACAGAAGGCCACCGAAGAGCCUGAGCUUCUGGGCCAUGAAAUUGAGAAUUGGGCUGCAUGCUUGGGCGGGUCGACAGUAUCAGGGCGGGAGGAGGUGUGCUCAAUGGAAGUCAUGAGAAAAAAAACCACUCUGGGGUCGUGGCCAGUUUCGCUGGAACCCACAAGUCUGAAGCAGAUUCCAGUUCCGAACUCAACCUGGCAUGACAGCCCCCAGCGCCCUGAUCAGCCUGCUACCAACCUCAACGCUGAACCCUCGCGAAACCCUAAGCUUUAG